Ambispora gerdemannii is the source of this 1518-nucleotide messenger RNA. The record is from the annotation of a GenBank genome assembly. NCBI's taxonomy places the organism in Eukaryota, Fungi, Glomeromycota, Glomeromycetes, Archaeosporales, Ambisporaceae.
AUGAUUUCCUCACUUCAUUCUCGGUCAAGCGCUAUCACUUCUAUAUUUAAAGAGACUCAGCUAUCAAAUGCUGCAAUAAGUCUUCCAACCGAAUGUCUUACGCAGAUAUUCGAAAAUUUCGACGUAUGCGAUUAUGCUGAUUUGCACGCGGCACUUUUGGUGAGCCGUAGCUGGUGUAAAGUCGCUGUCGCUUAUCUGUGGCAAGCUCCAUUUGCUUUGGAAAACUUGUCAAUGCGACGGCAGGAGAGCCUCAUUUCAGCUUAUAUAAAGUCUUUAAGUAUUGAUGCGAAACAGCAACUUAUAACAGAGUAUGAUUUGAAGUUACCAAAUCCGUUAGGUAUAGAGGCUACUGCUGCUUUUAAUUAUGCUUUGUUUUUAAAAGACUUGGAUAUGGAAAGACUUUUUAAGUCAGUUGUGACUUGGUGGGAAGAAUCGAGUUGCGAAAAAAUCGGAUAUAAACAAACUCAUGUAAAGUUUCUUCGUGAUCCCGUAAAUCAAUCAUAUACAUCAAUCAUUAACGAUAAUGAUGACAAUUAUAGUUUGAAUUCUGGUGAUGAUGAAAAUACCAAAAUUCCUGAUAAAGACGACACUAAUAAACAUGAUCUAAAUAAUACUCUUGCGGACAACACGGAUCAAAAUCAACAAAAAAGUUCUGCAGAAUUUGAGGAUAAAACCGGAAAAUUUCAGGAUAAUAUUUUUCAAGAGACACGAGAGCGCGAGCGUAUACGUCAGGAAUUAAAAAUGAGGCAAAUACAGAUGACAAUGAUGACUCUGUGGCGGCACUUUUAUCGAUCAUCAAAGGUGCACACAUUCCGAUAUAAUACCGCACAUACGUUAUUUCCAGACAACAUGAAUUUAAUAUCGACGAUAUCGCAUAUUGAUUCAAGAUUCUUUUCGCGCGUUCAAACACUGGAGAUGGGUGAAAGGACUCCGGAAAGAACCUUUGAAUUAAUUUCAUCACAUAAUUGUCCAGUGAUUCAUUCAUUGAGUGUCAAAUAUCCAGUGACCGAUCAAGCAAUUACUGCUUUAGCGAGAUUGGUUACUAUGCAAGAAUCGCUCGAGUAUUUAUGUUUGCAUGGAUCUGGAGGCGGAAUUCGAAAGAUUGUCGACGCUUUACAAUACCAAUUAUCCUCGUUAAAAUGCGUAAAUCUUUACAAGACACACAUUACACAAUCACUAUUAAUUACACUCGGAAAUGCACCAAAUUUGUCACUGGUUAUAUUUGAUAAAUGUCGUGCAUGUUUCCUACCAGAUUGGAGACCAGCUCGCGAUAUCACAACAUGGCGUGCACUGGAAAAGUUGGUAGCGAUUGAAACGGACUUUCCAGAGGAAGUAUUGCAAAAUAUUAUUGCUAGUGCAGUUCGUACUUUGUGUGGAUUAUGGGUGAGGAAGCAUGAUAACAGAUUUGGUGGUGAAUUCAAUAGAGAGAUUUUAGAAUAUGCAAAAAAACGUUGUAUUAAUGAACUAAUUUCUGAUCCUGAUCUGCAACCUCAAUUACAAAGGCUCGUUUUUGAAUAA